CGCCGUAACAAACACUGAAUUCUACUUAACUCGCCUCGGUCUGACACUCUCACCCGCAAAAUCGGUAGUACUAAGCAGUGCGCGACAUCAGACAUACAAAUUCGCAAUGAACAUUCGAGCAGGCGGAGCAACAAUUCCAAUUCGAAAACAUGCGACUUACCUUGGGGUGACGCUGGACAGGGGGCCCACAUGGAGCCCCGCAGUCCGCGAUGUAAUCCAAAAAAUGAAGCGGCACUUAAACGUAAUCCGAAUGCUCGCGGGAACACGACGCGGAGCAUCGCAAGCUAUGCUUAUCACACUGUACAAGGGGCUCAUACUCUCACGUGCCCUCUACGCACUGCCACUACUCAAACUCUCACCCAAACACUGGGCACAACUGGAGAUGGCACAGCGCACGGCACUCAGGGUGUGUCUCGGCGUUCCACGCGGAGCAAGCUCACGCCACACACUGAACGAGACCGGAGUGACAACGGUGAGGCUCGCCGCCGACGAGCGAGCAAUGAGACACCUGAUUCGGUUGGGCAACACGCACAACACAGGGCUGCCAGAGCGAAUCUGGGCACGCACCCAAUCGCACCUUUCUACACUUGCCAGAGAACUUCACAGACUGGCAGGCAGCCCUGGCCCGAACCCAAGACCGCCGCCGCCGAGCGAGCCACCACCACUCCGCGUCGAACUCGAUGCAGGCCUCGGGGGCCCGAAGAACAGGCUGGCACCAUCGGUGGCCAGACAACUGGCAGAAGGGCACUUAGAAGAGCAAUUCCGGGGCUGGGCGAGGUGCUACACGGACGGGUCGGUUGACCCCGAUGCACACACAGCCACUGCCGCAGUUGUGGCAGCGGACCUUGGAUCCAGCGCGGCAGAGCGUCUCUCCUUCUUCUCGUCGUCGACGACAGCAGAACUUGCAGCCCUGCGGCUUGCCCUCUCCGUGGCCGAGGCAGAGAGCACGCCUGGAAGUCUGGUACUGCUCAGUGACUCCAAGGCGGCGCUGACCCAGCUGGCUAACCUCGACCGAGCAACCCCGCUCGGCCGAGAAGUCGGGAACACGGCGAUACUCAUGCAGCGCCGAGGCUGGACCCUUGCUUUCCAGUGGCUGCCCGCCCACUGCGGCAUCCGGGGAAACGAGGCUGCAGACCGCUUGGCCACCACGGCCCAGCGUGACGAGGCCUUCCCCACUUCAAGCGUGGCUGCUUUUUCCGACGCACGGCUCCUGGUUGCGCGGUCCAUCCGCAUGCGCCAUCCCGAGCUCGAGCACGGCCCCAUACCGCCCAGACUCCCGAAGAACCUGCCAAGAAAAGUCGCCGCAGUUAUGCACAGACUUCGCACGAAAAGUACCUUCUCCCCGACCAACCUGGCUCGCUGGAAUGGAAGUCGAGACAGCCCCUGUCCGCUCUGCCGAGAGGCAGACGCGGACGACAGCCACCUUGUACUCCGAUGUCGCCCGCUCGCCCGCGAGCGCACGGAACUGCGGCGGAGAUACGCCGCCCUGGGAUGCACCACGGACACCUUGGAGGACGUCGUCAGACCGAGAGGACCUGCGGCAGAGACAGCGCUAAAGGCCCUGGCAAAAUUCCUGGUGGAAACACGCCUGGAAAAUAACUUGUAAACCACCGACGAGCACGGAGAUCGCGGAGACGGCGCGCUUCGCUGCAAGGAGAGGACUG
Molecule: messenger RNA, 1664 nt
Organism: Ixodes scapularis (black-legged tick)
Lineage: Eukaryota; Metazoa; Arthropoda; Arachnida; Ixodida; Ixodidae
Exons: 1
Coding region: 107-1606 (499 amino acids)
Molecular function (GO): nucleic acid binding; RNA-DNA hybrid ribonuclease activity
Source: RefSeq, a predicted model, not a curated record